AUGAGCACGGUCCCGUUCACCAAGGCGGCCGGCGUCGGCGCCGACGCGCACGCGCACGACCACGGCGGCCACAGCCAUAGCCACGCAGCGAACGAGCACGGCCACACGCACGAGAUUAUGGAGCACCCCGGCAAGUUUGGCGAGCGCGACCUGCCGAACUAUGCGCACCGCAACUGGAACGAGCGUGCGUUCACCGUCGGCAUCGGCGGCCCGGUCGGCUCGGGCAAGACGGCGCUGCUCCUCGCGCUGUGUCGCACGCUGCGCGACAAGUACAACCUCGGCGUGGUGACGAACGACAUCUUUACGCGCGAGGACCAAGAGUUCCUCGUGCGCAACGCCGCGCUCCAGGACGCGAACCGCAUCCGCGCCGUCGAGACCGGUGGAUGCCCCCACGCGGCGAUCCGCGAGGAUAUCUCGGCGAACAUGGAGGUGCUCGAGCAGCUCCAGGCUGAGUACGACACGCAGCUCCUCUUUGUCGAGAGCGGCGGCGACAACCUGGCGGCCGCGUUCAGCGUCGAGCUCGCCGACUUUCACGUAUACGUCAUCGACGUGUCGGGCGGCGACAAGGUGCCCCGCAAGGGCGGCCCCGGCAUCUCGCAGAGCGACCUGCUCGUCGUGAACAAGAUCGACCUCGCGGAGCACGUCGGCGCGUCCCUCGAGGUGAUGCGUCGUGAUGCGGACAAGAUGCGUGACAAUGGUCCUACGGUCUUUGCAAGCGUCAAGCAGGGCACGGGCGUGGAAGAAAUCGCGGACCUCAUUCUCGCGGCGCGGCGCGCAGCCGGCGCGGAUGCGGCCGGCCGUCCGCUUGCUGCUGGUGUAUAG
Malassezia japonica is the source of this 822-nucleotide messenger RNA. RefSeq lists its product as uncharacterized. Bases 1 to 822 code for a protein of 273 amino acids. Gene Ontology annotation, molecular function: nickel cation binding; GTPase activity. The transcript has a single exon. NCBI's taxonomy places the organism in Eukaryota, Fungi, Basidiomycota, Malasseziomycetes, Malasseziales, Malasseziaceae. The record is from RefSeq and is a predicted model, not a curated record.